UCGUGAGGAGGUUGUUUGUUGUUUUGCUGAGGAGCUCGCCGCCGUCCAUUCCCUGUUUACACGUCUCUCUGAGCGUCAAACGUUUACACGACACCAAACGAAAGAGAAGCAGAAACUCCGAGUUUAUUCGGUUCGGCUCGAAAUUUCAACUCAAGCUGACCCGAAGUCGUGUUUAUAAUCUGCUGCAUCGAGCGGAAAGGGCCCGGAAACGGCAAACAUGAAAUGGAUGUUCAAAGAGGAUCACUCCUUGGAACAUCGAUGCAUAGAGUCAGCCAAAAUCCGCAACAAGUACCCUGACAGGGUCCCGGUGAUUGUGGAGAAAGUGUCUGGAUCCCAGAUAGUGGACAUCGACAAGAGGAAGUACCUGGUCCCCUCCGACAUCACAGUGGCUCAGUUCAUGUGGAUCAUCAGGAAACGCAUCCAGCUGCCCUCAGAGAAGGCCAUCUUCCUGUUUGUGGACAAGACGGUGCCUCAGUCCAGCAUCACGAUGGGGCAGCUGUACGAGAAGGAGAAGGACGAGGACGGCUUUUUAUACGUGGCGUACAGCGGGGAGAACACCUUUGGUUUUUAAAUCGAGAAGCCAUCAUCGCGUGCGGCCUUACCUGCGGCGCCGCACGGCCACACUGACCCCCACCUACAUCUAAUCACAGCCCCGACUCGGCCCCUGGAGACACAGAGGGAAGCCCCGGAGAGAUUCAGUGACACGAACGUAACCGAAGGAUGGACCGACUGCUCUCCUGACUGGAUACACAUAAACGAGUGCACCGGUUUGUUGUCUGGCUCAAGUUGCACCAGUUCUUUAUAGAUUCAUAGGUUCAGUUGUGUAUAGUGUGUUACAUUUCAAUUAUUAUUUGUUUGAUGUUGUGAGUGUUUUUAGGAGGAACCUUGAUUUUUUUUUUUUUUUUUUCCACAUUUUAAAUUUUAUGUGUGAAUGACUUUUGCUUUUAGUUAUGCUUUCCUCUUUGAAGACAAUAUUUAAAAGAAUUUUAAUUUAAUUAUUUGAAGGUAAGGUAGCUGGAUGACCUAACCAAUAAAAAGAUUAAAAUUAAA
This is a messenger RNA of Toxotes jaculatrix (banded archerfish), 1050 nucleotides long. RefSeq names its product gamma-aminobutyric acid receptor-associated protein-like 2. Gene Ontology annotation, cellular component: autophagosome; autophagosome membrane; cytosol. Gene Ontology annotation, molecular function: ubiquitin protein ligase binding. The record is from RefSeq and is a predicted model, not a curated record. The transcript has 4 exons. Gene Ontology annotation, biological process: cellular response to nitrogen starvation; macroautophagy; autophagy of mitochondrion. NCBI's taxonomy places the organism in Eukaryota, Metazoa, Chordata, Actinopteri, Toxotidae. The coding region runs from base 218 to 571 and encodes 117 amino acids.